CUGUCGGUCUCGAAAUCUCACCAAAAAAAAUUUGUGAGGUUUGCUGACUGUGAACUCGGAUAGCCAAGCCUGCAUUCAAUUACGUCCAUCAAAGAAUGGAGCAACUUAUGCAGCAGGCCCAGGCAGCUGGUCUUAGCCAGGAUGAGGGAAAAAGCUCUCUAGGAGCGGUUUUGAGCCUCCUCAAGAGCAACAUUCCCAACGAAGACUUCACGAAGAUUUCUCAGGCCCUUCCGGAAGCGGAGCAGCUAGCCUCCGAAACCGAUGCCGAUGUAAAGUCUAGAGACAAUGGCACUGGAGGCCUUUUACAGAGUGCCAUGGGGAUGAUUGGAUCCGGAGGAGGGGGAGGUACUAGUGGCGGGGUUAAAAAUCCAGCCCAGAUGCUCGCGCUUUUGUCGAGUAUGGGAAUCGAUUCAAAGCAGAUGAUGUCGUUUCUACCCAUGGUUGCAAAAUUUGUUCACGAGAAAGCCGGUGUCGAUAUAUCGUCUUAUCUCAAUGUUCCGGCGGCUUCUAGUGAUGCGAUGGCUGAAUCUGGUAGUUCUGCAUCCCAGACGGACGGCACUGGAACAGGAAGCCUCGCGAGCCAGGCGACGAAUCUCUUAGGGAGAUUUGGGAAAUAAGCAAAGUAAAACCGGCUUACAGCUAGUUAUUGCGCAAUUCUUUAUUUUAAAUCCAAUAGGAUUGGAACAACUGCUGAC
Molecule: messenger RNA, 695 nt
Organism: Phaeodactylum tricornutum CCAP 1055/1
Lineage: Eukaryota; Bacillariophyta; Bacillariophyceae; Surirellales; Neidiaceae
Exons: 1
Coding region: 96-617 (173 amino acids)
Source: RefSeq, a predicted model, not a curated record